Xylaria bambusicola is the source of this 1879-nucleotide messenger RNA. Its product is annotated as putative O-methyltransferase. The coding region runs from base 291 to 1535 and encodes 414 amino acids. Lineage: Eukaryota; Fungi; Ascomycota; Sordariomycetes; Xylariales; Xylariaceae. Gene Ontology annotation, molecular function: O-methyltransferase activity. The transcript has 5 exons. The record is from RefSeq and is a predicted model, not a curated record.
AGUCUGUGCCGCGGACAUUGGCGUUGAGCCUUUCUAUGCAGGAGGCCACUACCCCGAUGUAAUGUUCGCGCGGCGAUGCCGCGACUUCAGUGAAGUCCAGGCAUGGGCGUCAGAAUGGCGCGUGCUCGACGGCUCGGGUUUCAUUUUCGAUUCCGCGCUAUGAUGGAAUCCAGAUCUGGAUAGCGUAUGAAACACAGUGAAUAGUUAUAUCUCAAUUAGUCCUUUGACACAAAGGAAACGGGCUGUUAGCCUGCGUAAAUGUUAUCAGCACCUUUGCUUAUAAUUUAGCCAUGGCUUCGCGUAUCGACCACUUAGCGGCCACCAUCAGUGCCAACACCAAUGCCAUCACCACCUACUUAGACCAGAAUAACCUACCGCACCCCUCCUUCGAUGCGGAUGGUCCGAUCACGCUGAACCUCUCGUCACAGGUAGAGCGCGCGCGCAGCGCUGCAAUCAACGCUCUCCAAGAGCUCUUGGACUUGCUGCAGGGUCCGAUCGCCUGCAUGAUCCCUAACUACAACGGCACCAGCCUCCAAGUCAUUUCGCGUCAUGACAUCGCCAGCAAGGUCCCGAUGGAAGGGGCAAUCUCCUUCGCGGAGCUAGCUCAGGCUACAGACCUGCAUGUCAAUGACCUUAGGCGCAUUCUGCGCUAUGCCAUGUGCUAUCAUCGAUUGUUCAAAGAACCGGAAGAAGGCUUCGUCGCGCAUUCUGCGGGAUCCAAGAAACUUGCCACCGACAAGAUUGUGCGCGCUGGGUUAGGUCAGUCGUUCGAUGAGUUCUAUGGCUCCUUCGCCCGGACAGCAGAUGCGCUAGAUACCUUCAAAGAUGGCGAGCCCAACCAUACGGGAUUCGCAUUGGCGCACAACACCGAUAAGACAAUGUUCGACUACCUGCGCACUCACCCUUUGAAGGCCGACCAGUUCAGCAAGGCGAUGCGCUUCUACUCGGCGGGCGUACCGGGAUACUCUGAAUCGCUGCUCGUCGAGGGCUACGAUUGGGAGUCACUUGGCGCAGUCACAGUAGUUGACGUAGGGGGUGCAGAUGGCUAUGUUAGCCGAGCACUCAGCAAAGCGCAUCCGAAACUGAACAUGGUGGUCGAGGACCUCCCCGACAUCGUGGACGCAGCGGAUCGCGUGGGGUCUACCGAUCGCAUUAGAUACCAGGCGUAUGACUUCUUUUCGACGCAGCCUAUCGCCGGAGCGGACAUCUACUUGUUCCGGUGGGUAUUUCACGACUGGCCGGACCACUACGUUAUCCAGAUAUUGAGGGCACAGGUGCCUGCGCUACACCAAGGGUCUCGAAUAGUCGUGAACGAGAGCUUGAGCGUGCCACCUCGCUCUUUGCCACUGACACUCAGGAGGGAUAUCUGUUUCAUAGACCUGUUGAUGUUGACGACAAAUAACUCGCGGCUCCGCACCAUGGCCGAGUGGCAGGACUUGUUCACCGCGGCGGACUCCCGGUUUGGGACGGUUCGCCGCAUUUCUGGUGAGGGAGCUGCACUUGCUAUUCUCGAGGUUGCCUGGGAGGGCGAGUAAUGGCUAGCAUGGCGUCACCUCUCCUGCUGCCGGGAUCAUGGAAUGGACAAGCAUUCUUAGAGGCCGUGCGACCACACGCUCGGAUUUGCUUCAUAGAUCACAUUCUCGCAAGAAGACAAGAUCUGAUGAAAUGUAUCUGUAUUUUUUUAGCGCCUCUGAAAAUGGCCACGGUACUUCAGUUCUAUCUACAUGCAAGCUCCUCAGACACUAGAUAACUUGGGUUCACGAUAGUUUCGCAUGGCAAACGGGAUUCACGGGGAUCACGGGGCUACUUGCUUUAGUCAUUAGGUAGACUCAAAACGGUCGAUGAAGCACCGAUUUUUCUUCUUGUAACUGCAUGCUUU